CCAAAGUUAGGGCAUCACUUUUCGACUUUGAACACUUCCCCAAUCACUUUCUAUUUGGAGACCGCUUUUCUCGGCUGGCAAAGUUCUCACUUUCUACAAACCUCCUUUUCAUGCGUUGUUUCAUUUGAAUCAGCGUCCGCUCUGGUGGAGGAGAGGCUCUCUCGUCUUAACCGCUUUCUUCCCACUCCAGUAACCUAAGUGAUUCAUAACGAAGUUGUGAGUAGUACCAUUUCUACUUUUUGACUGAUAUAAGUGAGGGUGGUGUGUGUGGUUCAUGCAAAAGACACCAUGCAGCUCUAUCAUCAUCCCUAUUCCUUGGACAGCCAAAAAGUCAGGCUUGCUUUGGAAGAGAAAGGGAUUGAUUACACAUCACAUCAUGUGAAUCCCAUUACUGGCAAGAAUUUGGAUGCCUUUUUCUUCCGUAUGAACCCAAGGGCUAAACUUCCUGUUUUCCAGAACGGUUCCCACGUCAUAUAUGAUACCAUAGAGAUAAUUCAGUAUAUUGAAAGGAUUGCAGAGAAAGCGGCUUCUGGUGGCAAUGACUUAAAUGUGAGCAAUCAAGAAGUUGUGGAAUGGAUGCGUAAGAUUCAAAUGUGGGACCAUAAGUAUUUUACGCUCAUCCAUGUUCCAGUGAAGCAUCGUCUCCACAUUUCUAAAUUUUUAAGACGCAUAAUAAUAGCCCGGAUGGCUGAAUGUCCAGACUUGGCAAGUGCUUAUCAUCGUAAGCUAAGAGAGGCGUAUGAGACCGAGGAAAAGUUGGGGAAUGCAGAGGUGGUGAGACGGAGUGAAGAACAACUUAAGAAGCUUUUGGAUGAAGUUGAAGGCAAACUGUGUGAAACUUCUUAUCUAGCUGGGGAGGAGUUCAGUUUGGCAGAUGUGAUGCUAAUCCCCAUCCUGGCUCGAUUAGAGCUGUUAAACUUGGAGCUUCAGUUCAUUAAUACAAGACCUAAUCUGGCGGAGUAUUGGGCUGUGGUGAAACAGAGGCCUAGUUAUAAGAAGGUGAUUGGAAGGUACUUUGAUGGGUGGAAACGAAAGAAAACCCUCGUUAAAACAUGGUGCUUUGUCACACUCAGAGGCAUGCUGCGAAAAUACUGAGGGUGAAAGCGUCUCACGUCCUAUGGAUGGGAAAAAACUGAACUCAGAGUGACUCUUAAAGGUUUUUUACCUGUGUACUGCUAAAAAGUCAAAUUGGCUUCAGAACAGAUGUAAUAGGAGGGAAAAUAUCCGAUGUACAGAGUCAGAAAUAUUAAAUUUGUGGUGCUGUAAAAUUUUCCGUUAUUUUUCCUGGAAAAUGUUUGACAUUUAAUUAUUUGAACUGGUUGUAAACGAUUUAUAAUUUUAUAUGCGUCAUGGGAGCUUGUUGAUUUAAGCAGCUCGAGUGCAUGACAACAUUUUAUUUAUUGAUUAUUGUGACUAAAAAAUGCA
Molecule: messenger RNA, 1425 nt
Organism: Cuscuta europaea
Lineage: Eukaryota; Viridiplantae; Streptophyta; Magnoliopsida; Solanales; Convolvulaceae
Source: the annotation of a GenBank genome assembly